Messenger RNA from Meloidogyne enterolobii, 562 nucleotides. NCBI's taxonomy places the organism in Eukaryota, Metazoa, Nematoda, Chromadorea, Rhabditida, Meloidogynidae. The record is from the annotation of a GenBank genome assembly.
CGGAUUCUACUCCGCCAAAUGCAACAAUUCCUUCAAAUGAAACAGAGACUACGGCAGCAAAUAAAUCAUCAGAAGUACCGCCAAAAGAUUCUAGUUCUCCACCUACUCCACCACCGAAAACGUCUUCAAAAAAACCGUCAGCAGACCCAAAUCCUUCAGUUAACACUACUUCAAAACCUGAACAGAGUAAAAUAAAAUAUACUAAUUAAUUCAAUAAAAAUAAAUAAUUUCAGGCAAUGAAACUUUGCCACAAUUGAAUAAUGGGACUACUACUGUUGGCACUUCUCCAUCAAUGAAUUACUCUACUUUUACCCAAAACUUCACUUCUACUAUUUCUGUGAAUGAGACAAACGGAACAUCUAAUUCCAACUUAACAACAUCCACAACAUUCUCUACUUUAAUCCCUACAAUCAUCCAACCUCUAAAAACAACAACUUCUACUAAAAUUCCUGGCAUUAUAAAUGGAACAACAAAAGGAAUUAAAGCGACACCAAAAGAAGUAUUUCCUUCCUAUUAUUUCUAUAUUGUUGGUGGUGGUGGUGCUGUGGUUAUUCUAUUGUAA